UACCUUAUUUUCCAGCAGACCAGCGCAGAGUGAAUAGCUGUUAGAGGUAUGUCGGCCGAGAACUCAACCCUAAAAUCAGCCGGGAAAAACAAGGUUUCUGGCCUAGCAACAGCGUAUCUUGUCUUGUACAAUGUAGUCCUCUGUGCAGGAUGGCUGUCUGUAGGUGCAAUGGGGGUACGUUACUAUCUCCAAGAAGGUACCAAUGUGGGUCUCUAUGAUGCCAUUGAACUACCCCUCAAGGCCUUUCAGACAGCUGCCAUUCUUGAGGUUGUCCAUUGCCUAAUUGGAAUCGUGCCAUCCUCGGCGGUUCUAACUGCAUUUCAGGUGACGUCCCGUCUGGUCAUUCUGUGGCCUGUCACCCAUAGUGUAAUAGAGGUUCAGAAUGAGAAGAGUAUUAUUCUGUAUGUAAUGGCUUGGACCAUUACUGAAGUGAUACGCUAUGCAUUCUAUGUCUUUGCCCUGCUCAACCGUCUACCAUACGUGCUAAUGUGGCUACGAUAUACCCUCUUCAUUGUCCUUUACCCCAUUGGUGUAACAGGUGAGCUGUGGACUAUCUACCUUGCAUUACCAUACGUGAAGAGCACAGGACUCUAUUCUCUAGAGUUACCAAACGACUACAACAUUUCCUUUGAUUACUACAGCGUCCUUAUCUUCCUCAUGAUUCUCUAUAUUCCAAUUUUCCCAAGGCUGUAUUCACACAUGCUGAGACAGAGGAAGAAAAUGCUUGGCGGCGUCCCGGGCACCAAGAGAGAUUAACCCCACCCUCACACUUUAUUUGUUUUCUACAUUUGUAAUUUCUGUUGAUUCUGAUGCAGUUUGAGCUAGAAUGAAUUCUAUGAAUAGACCAUUGAUAUCAAUAAAUAGAUAUAGCUACAAUGCAGAUAUACCCUGCUAUUUUGGGUAAUGGGGGCAAUUGUAAAAUGAAAAUAUCGGGAUAUUGUUUUUCUCAUUUAUAUCAUUAGUCAGUAGGCCUGGGAGUAAAAAUCGAUUAAUCGAAUGGCUUGCCGCCAAUCGCUAUUCGAUGAGCUAAGUUUUCACUUAUCAAAUGUUCGGCAGGACCCAAUUAGACAUUUUGGAUAACUCGAAUACUCGCAAGUAGUAAAAAAUGACAAGAUAACAAUGAUAACAAUUAAUUCUAAAAUAUCUGAUACAGGUUUGGAAAUGAUGUUACCGAGGCAAUUUAUAAAAAAGAGAAAUAAUCAAAUGGUAAAAAUGAUAUUGGUCCCAUGCUCAUUUAAUAGUCAGUAUUACUUGUAGUAAGGAUUUAUAAUAGUAGAGUACCACAUGAAAUUAUUUCUCACAUACAAAGGUUUAUAAUUUUAGGCAACUCACAUUGAAUGAGCUCAACUUGCCAUGUCUUUAUUGAUAGUGGAUUGAAAAGGUAGAGAGAAUUAGAAUGAGAGAAAGAGAGGGGUAUAUUAGAAUCCUUUUCACUAUAUAUUGAAUAUAAUGAAUACAAUUUUUUUUUAAAUUAGAUCUGCUGGAUAUUUUCAUGAAAGUGCUGUAUUCGACUUUUACAGAUUACUUAAUUGCCAAAUUUGCUCAUUAUUACAGAUUCCGGCAUUGCCAGUUAUUUAAUAUUUAGAAGGAAAUCUGAUAGAUAUGAGAUUUUUUGUUUCUGUCAACAUAACAUUGAUGUUAUGUGGCCUUUUGCUGUGUACACUAUGCAAAUUAAUGGCUUUAAAUGGAAAAAUAUAUAGCAAAGUCAAUGUUGGCAGCUAUUUUUUUUCAUGCAUUUGGCUCAUUGAUCUAUAAUGCUCAGAUAAUGAAUCUGAAAUGCUAAUAUGAAGAACUUUCUGCCUAAAUCUGCAAUAUUGGAUAGAGUGUAAUGAAUGAAGUUUCCAGGGCUCUUGAGACUAUCGGGGGCUAAAUCGCCCCGUGCCCCUGUGUUAUUUUUUCCUUGCAUCACUGUUCUGGGAGGAGGGGAGCUCAACCAAGGAUUAUUGGAUUUGUCAGGGUGCCGAUGGGGGUCAUCAAGUAAAGUUGUCUACCAUUGAGAGUUGCCCUUGACCAUCUCAAACAAUAAUUGCUUGAUAGACUCAUGGCAGUCAUAUCAUAAGGUGGUUUCAAACCGCCUCGAUCACAAGAAUCCCUGUUAAAUUACGGGAACUUUUUUAGGCUAAAAAAUACCCAUUAAUUAUUCCUGCAUUCACACCGCCACGAAACAUACCUUUCGGGAUAAGUUCCUGAAGUUACGAGCAUGCGCAGUAUGGUCUGUAUAAGCAGGCAAGGCGCGAGAUUCAAAAUCACUAGCCCAGCAGCCACCCACGGCACCCAUGCCCAACGAAACGCUGGGUUAAAAGUUCCCGUAAAUUGCUUUCACAUCGCCCAAAUACCUGCGAC
Lytechinus variegatus (green sea urchin) is the source of this 2343-nucleotide messenger RNA. RefSeq names its product very-long-chain (3R)-3-hydroxyacyl-CoA dehydratase 2-like. The transcript is spliced from 6 exons. Bases 49 to 756 code for a protein of 235 amino acids. NCBI's taxonomy places the organism in Eukaryota, Metazoa, Echinodermata, Echinoidea, Temnopleuroida, Toxopneustidae. Gene Ontology annotation, cellular component: endoplasmic reticulum membrane. The record is from RefSeq and is a predicted model, not a curated record. Gene Ontology annotation, molecular function: 3-hydroxyacyl-CoA dehydratase activity. Gene Ontology annotation, biological process: very long-chain fatty acid biosynthetic process; fatty acid elongation; sphingolipid biosynthetic process.